Aspergillus tanneri is the source of this 792-nucleotide messenger RNA. Its product is annotated as PGAP3/PER1 family protein. The transcript has 5 exons. Gene Ontology annotation, biological process: GPI anchor biosynthetic process. The record is from RefSeq and is a predicted model, not a curated record. Gene Ontology annotation, cellular component: endoplasmic reticulum membrane. Gene Ontology annotation, molecular function: hydrolase activity, acting on ester bonds. Lineage: Eukaryota; Fungi; Ascomycota; Eurotiomycetes; Eurotiales; Aspergillaceae. Bases 1 to 792 code for a protein of 263 amino acids.
AUGGUUCUAGGAUCCGCUAGAGGGAAGGUAUAUUUUUACUUGCUUUUCCUUCUAGUUGCUACAUUCAUUGGAAAGACAACGGCCUCCCUAGGUGACCAUCUCCCAGACUUUAAAGAAUGUGUCAAGAUCUGUCAAUCUGAGAACUGUCAAGACGGAAAUACAGCGCUUCCGUUCCAUCUUCGUCUGCUGCUCUGGACUUGCCCUGCCGAAUGUGACUAUACCUGCCAACAUGUUGUGACCGACCGUCGAGUAGCUCUAUGUUGGACGUUUAGUAUGCUCUUUCACACUCGGGAUUUCCCUUUGACGGAGAAGCUGGAUUAUUUCGGAGCCGGCGCGAAUGUAAUGUACGGUCUUUAUCUGGCUGUUAUUCGAAUAUUUCGCCUGGAUCAAGAAGAUCCCCGCUACAAACCGACUUUACGCCGUCUUCUGACUGCGGUCUGUCUUAUCCUCUACACCCUGCAUGUGUGCUACCUUAGUUUCUGGUCCUGGGAUUAUACCUAUAACAUGAUUGCAAAUAUUGUGAUCGGGAUGACCCAGAACGUCCUGUGGACGGCCUGGGGCAUUAUCCGCUAUCGCAAAACUAACAGAUUCUGGACGGUUUGGCCUGCCCUGAUCGUGGUUUGGAUCAUCUUAGCUAUGAGUCUGGAGUUGCUGGACUUCGCGCCUUGGAAAGGCCUGAUUGAUGCUCACAGUUUAUGGCAUUUGGGAACAGUGAUCCCAGCCGCCUGGUGGUAUUUGUUUCUCGUUAAAGAUAUUCAGGAUGAUGUGACUGGAAUCAGGCUCAAGACGUGA